AUGAAUAAUGUUUUCGUUGACUGACCCGCGAACGCGGGGGUGGUUCAUGGUGGACAGCUUGGGGCUGCUGGCGACCGUCCUCUUCGUGUACGUGUACUUCUGCAGCGUGGCGGGUCCACGUUGGAUGAAGGACAGGAAGCCCUUCGACCUGAAACGGCCGAUGCUCGUGUACAACGCCCUGCAGGUCUUCAUGAGCGCAGUGCUCGUGUACGAGAUCAAGUCAGGGUUUUGCUCUCCUUCGAGGAGUUGAGUGACCGACCCGAUGCUCUGGGCCCCGCCGGCGCCACCCGCGCCGAGCGCAAAUAUUUGCGAAUCCGCUUCGGCGCGGCGCGGCGCGACGGCCGGGCGGAGAGCACGGCUAAGCGUGGCCUGCAAGGGGGUUGGCUUCAAGGCUACAAUUUUUCAUGUCAAGAUGUGGAUUAUUCGGACAACCCCAUUGCCUUGAGAGUAAGUGGUCACGGAACCCUCCUUGGGGUCAUCAAUAGCUUUGUUCACGUCAUCAUGUACUCGUACUACCUGUUGAGUGGUUUGGGGCCUGAAUAUCAGAAGUAUCUGUGGUGGAAGAAAUAUUUGACUCUUCUGCAACUGGUGCAGUUCGCCAUCCUCAGCACCCAUUCCGCCUACGGCCUCUUCUUCGGCACCUGCUCUUACCCGAAGUUCAUCCUCACGCUGCUGGUGGUGAACCAGUUCAACUUCAUCAUCCAAUUCGGCCGCUUCUACAUCCGGACGUACCAGAGCGAGAAGAAGCAGAAGCAGCAGAAGGCGGCAUAGCGUGGUCCGUGGUCGCGGCUGCCUCACGCCGUCUCAUGAACUGUUUUCGCCUGUUAACUGGAGAGCACAUACGACGCGGGGAGUGCUCGCCUUCUACCACUCGGCGACGAAGGACAUCUCUCGUCGCGACCUCGUGUGUGCCGGAAGUUUAGACGCGCUUGUGUGUGUGUUUGUAUGUGUGUGUGUGAGUGUGGACUGCGGAGGGUGUCCACGCGUGCCAGAAGGCACACCGUGUCAGCCCCGCUGCGACCGGGGUGUGGCUCCAGGCGACUUCUGCACCCCUAAUCAAAGACUGUCGAAGAAUGUCAGUGUCUCCUUUUGAUACGUCUUCGUUUCCGGAACGCGGAGGCAGAUAAAGCUGAAGUACAGAAUCAGGUGGAAACUGUUAACGAUGAUUGGAAAGAAAAAAAUGAUUGCCUCCCUCUGAUAAAUGAUUCUCGAUCCGACCAAGAAAGGGAAUCUUUAAAUCAAUUUGAGUUCAGAAAAUAAUUUUCGUAAUACCGUACCGAAGAAUGAGAGGUUAGCCUUAACGUCCGGCGACUGCUAAGAAUUUAACAGUCCGCCGUUUGUUAAGCACAACUGAAACACGUGAUUUGUAUAGUGCAUACGAGAUAGCUUAUUCCAAGACAUAGUACUUCCUGAUUACGUCAUUUAUCUUACAAGGAGAUGAUAUCACAAAAAGUAUUGAACGGCACAUGCCCAAUAACAAAUAACAGGCCCGUUUGGUUAAGUUCAACCACGUCUGUUAGUUGCUACUUAUCAGCCUAAUGUCGAGAUCAGUUUUCCAGCUGAGUCUUCGUGCUCCCAAACACAACCCAAUAACAUCUUCACGCCGCUCUCCCUCUCUCUAGGACAGUAUCCCAGAGAGCUAUUUCUCGAUCACGUGACAGGUAGACGUCUGAUUCUGUGCUUCACAUUUCCCCCCAGCUUCACGACCCGCCUCCGCGCUCUAUCUACCUCUUCCACCCGCUUUUUCCAAAGUACAACAGCAGCAACAGCGGUCGCCUCGGUGCCACGAGGCAGGACGAAGGCUGCAGUGACUUGCGAGUCGUCCGCAGUAGGCCAGUAGUACCUUUACGAGAGACCUUGAACCAGACACCGCGCGUUUGCGCGCCGCCUCGCUUCCGUCCGUUGGGCCUGGCCGGGCCCGCCGAGCUCGGCUGCCCCGAGGCAACGAGGAACCGGCUGCGAAAUUUCCGCGCAUCAAAAUGACAAACAACCAGGACGCCAACGAAAGCCUGUAACGCAAGCAGGGCCGGAUUUAGGUCUAGAGAGAUUACUAU
This is a messenger RNA of Gryllus bimaculatus (two-spotted cricket), 2054 nucleotides long. The record is from the annotation of a GenBank genome assembly. NCBI's taxonomy places the organism in Eukaryota, Metazoa, Arthropoda, Insecta, Orthoptera, Gryllidae.